Messenger RNA from Aspergillus niger, 1293 nucleotides. RefSeq lists its product as uncharacterized. The record is from RefSeq and is a predicted model, not a curated record. The coding region runs from base 1 to 1293 and encodes 430 amino acids. NCBI's taxonomy places the organism in Eukaryota, Fungi, Ascomycota, Eurotiomycetes, Eurotiales, Aspergillaceae. The transcript has a single exon. Gene Ontology annotation, molecular function: DNA-binding transcription factor activity, RNA polymerase II-specific; zinc ion binding. Gene Ontology annotation, biological process: regulation of DNA-templated transcription.
AUGACAAACUUAACCACCACGUCGAAGAUCCGGCGGGCAUGCGAUCGGUGCCAUACUCAGAAGUUGCGCUGUAUCCGGUCGGAACAUGAGAGGGCCUGUGUUCGAUGUGCUCGCGCCAGCCUCGUCUGCGUCUUCAGUCCGCCAACCCGGCAUCGCACAUCGCCCAGCGAGGCCAAGAGGCUUGGGUGCUCUCAAGCUUUAAAUAGCGCCCUCCAUCCGACGAGGACGGGCUCCCUGUGGUCCCCCGAUUCGUCCACCCUGCUGGAGCUCGACCCGUCCGCAGCGCCUCUUCAUCCGGGGCUGCCAUGCCCGAAGCCGGUGGGGAUGCUCGACCCCUUGCCCGCCGCAACAUGCGACCCUUUUACCCCGGUCGAGGGGUUCAGUUGGGACCAUCUGCUGAACACCUCACCCCCCGUGGCCCUCGGGGAUCUCAUCCCCGGCGAGCUAGCAUUGACGACCACCACCUUUUCUACCUCUACCUCCCCCUUGUCGCCCAGCCAUCCCCUCCAGACCCCGCCGGCCUCACGCAUAGCCCCCCAGCCGCACAGUAGCCCUCCCGAGCCCACUUCCAUUGCAAACCGCACCGAAUGGGUGGCAGAGCUCGCCCGCCUCAACGUCAAGCUGCUCACACACGCCCAGCAGAUUGCGCACCGACAGCCACGAGAAACGCCACGGAGGUCCUCGCCCACCUCGGCCCCUGACCAUGACUUGGAUGAGGACCGACCGACCUUCGCCGUGGAUCAAACCUUCCUGUUGUCUCAGCAGCUCAUCGACCUCCUGAGCCAGCAGGACGCCCCGUCCGCCACGGGGGCACCCGCGCAGAGCCCGCCUCCUGGCCCACCGCAGCUGCCUCGAACUCUGCGCAGCCUGGACCCCGCGUCCAUCCUGCUCGUGCUGUCGUGCCACCUGCGGGUUCUAGAAAGCUAUAGCCAGAUGUUUGCCCACGUUCAAGCAUGGCAGGAGCACGGCGGCGCCUCCCUCGCCGCCACGGGGAUCGGGCUCCCGGCCCUCAACAUCGGCGCCUUCUCCCUGCCUGCCUCCUCCCCGCGGUUGCAGAUCGCCGUCAUUCUGCAGCUCGCGGAGCAAUUGCUCAGUCGGCUGCGCGAGAUGGUCUUGCUCCCGGAUGUGCCGGCACUGGCAGCCACCCGAAGCUUGUGCCAUGAGAUGGGCGCCAGUCACCAUUCGACGGCGAUGCACGAGGUGGUGUCCAUCACUCUCCAGGCCAUCAGUGCGCGGGAGCUAGGGAUGACCAAGACGAUCGCUUGGAUCAAGCGGUCGUUGCAGGAGAGCUAG